Messenger RNA from Phacochoerus africanus (Common warthog), 4979 nucleotides. RefSeq names its product aquarius intron-binding spliceosomal factor (gene AQR). NCBI's taxonomy places the organism in Eukaryota, Metazoa, Chordata, Mammalia, Artiodactyla, Suidae. Gene Ontology annotation, molecular function: helicase activity; mRNA binding. Gene Ontology annotation, cellular component: catalytic step 2 spliceosome. The record is from RefSeq and is a predicted model, not a curated record. Gene Ontology annotation, biological process: mRNA splicing, via spliceosome.
CGCUUCCGGCCCUAUGCUGUUCCGCUUCCCGAAGUCUGUACGAGCUGCUGUGUGCAUUCUUUGGGGAACUGUAAGGUUUGAGGAUAGUCUGGUCUGCGGGUUGUUACAUCUCAGAGUUAGCAGCCACAGCCGCCUUUUAGGGGAAGUGCGUCGGGUUCACCGCUGCUCGGGGCGGUCUUUUUUUUACCCCACUGGAGCGGAGGGACAGUGCUGCCAUGACGGCCCCUGCUCAGCCCAAGAAAAUCGUGGCCCCCACGGUUUCCCAGAUCAACGCGGAGUUCGUGACGCAGUUAGCUUGUAAAUACUGGGCUCCGCAUAUCAAGAAAAAAUCACCUUUUGAUAUAAAGGUGAUUGAAGAUAUAUAUGAGAAAGAGAUUGUCAAAUCAAGGUUUGCCAUCAGAAAGAUAAUGCUCUUGGAAUUUAGCCAGUAUCUUGAAAAUUACCUGUGGAUGAAUUAUUCUCCAGAAGUGUCCAGCAAGGCUUAUUUAAUGUCAAUCUGCUGUAUGGUGAAUGAGAAGUUCAGAGAAAAUGUCCCUGCAUGGGAGACUUUUAAGAAGAAGCCAGAUCACUUCCCAUUCUUCUUCAAGUGUAUCUUGAAAGCAGCAUUAGCUGAAACCGAUGGUGAAUUUUCACUCCAUGAACAGACAGUCUUACUGCUCUUUCUUGAUCAUUGCUUCAAUAGUUUGGAAGUAGACUUGAUACGGAGUCAAGUACAGCAGCUUAUCUCACUCCCAAUGUGGAUGGGCUUACAGCCUGCACGUUUGGAAUUAGAAUUAAAAAAGACACCUAAACUAAGAAAAUUCUGGAACUUGAAAAAGAAUGAUGAAAAGAUGGAUCCAGAAGCAAGAGAACAAGCCUAUCAAGAAAGAAGAUUUCUUUCACAACUAAUCCAGAAGUUUAUCUCUGUGCUGAAAUCAGUCCCACUUUCUGAACCUGUCACUAUGGACAAAGUUCAUUACUGUGAAAGAUUCAUUGAACUUAUGAUUGAUCUAGAGGCCCUACUCCCUACAAGGCGCUGGUUUAAUACCAUCCUGGAUGACUCCCACCUUUUGGUUCACUGUUACCUUUCCAGUCUUGUUCACAGAGAAGAGGAUGGCCACCUUUUUUCCCAGCUUUUGGACAUGCUUAAGUUCUAUACUGGUUUUGAGAUUAAUGACCAGACUGGAAAUGCUCUGACAGAGAAUGAGAUGACUACAAUUCACUAUGAUAGAAUUACUUCUCUACAGAGAGCUGCUUUUGCGCAUUUCCCUGAACUCUAUGAUUUUGCCCUCUCAAAUGUGGCAGAAGUAGAUACCCGGGAAUCGUUGGUCAUUUUUGGACCUCUUAGUUCAAAUACACUGCACCAGGUGGCAUCAUACCUCUGCUUGUUACCAACGCUUCCUAAAGCUGAAGACACAACUUUUGAUAAAGAAUUUCUUCUAGAAUUGUUGGUGUCUCGUCAUGAACGUCGAAUUUCCCAGAUUCAGCAGUUGAACCAGAUGCCUUUGUAUCCAACUGAGAAAAUCAUAUGGGAUGAGAAUAUUGUUCCGACUGAGUAUUAUUCUGGGGAAGGUUGUCUUGCUCUUCCCAAAUUGAAUUUGCAGUUUUUGACUCUUCAUGAUUACCUCCUAAGGAACUUUAAUCUCUUCCGCUUAGAAUCAACUUAUGAAAUUAGGCAGGACAUCGAGGAUAGUGUCAGCAGAAUGAAGCCAUGGCAGUCUGAAUAUGGUGGUGUAGUAUUUGGUGGUUGGGCACGAAUGGCCCAGCCCAUUGUGGCUUUUACUGUGGUUGAGGUUGCAAAACCCAACAUAGGUGAAAACUGGCCAACCCGAGUUCGUGCAGAUGUUACCAUCAACCUGAAUGUCAGAGAUCACAUCAAAGAUGAAUGGGAAGGACUCCGGAAGCAUGAUGUAUGCUUUUUAAUUACUGUGCGCCCCACAAAACCUUAUGGUACCAAGUUUGACCGGAGGAGACCUUUUAUUGAGCAGGUUGGCCUGGUUUAUGUCAGAGGCUGUGAAAUCCAGGGCAUGCUGGAUGAUAAAGGGCGUGUUAUUGAAGACGGACCUGAGCCCAGACCCAAUCUUAGAGGAGAAUCAAGGACAUUUAGAGUGUUUUUGGAUCCAAACCAGUAUCAACAAGAUAUGACCAAUACUAUACAAAAUGGAGCAGAAGAUGUGUAUGAAACUUUCAAUAUAAUAAUGAGGAGGAAACCAAAGGAAAAUAACUUUAAGGCGGUGCUAGAGACUAUUCGGAACCUGAUGAAUACCGAUUGUGUGGUACCUGACUGGCUGCAUGACAUCAUUUUAGGCUAUGGGGAUCCAAGCAGUGCACAUUAUUCCAAAAUGCCCAAUCAGAUCGCCACCCUUGAUUUCAAUGAUACAUUUCUCUCCAUUGAGCAUUUAAAAGCCAGCUUUCCUGGUCAUAAUGUUAAAGUAACCGUGGAUGACCCAGCUCUGCAGAUACCCCCUUUCAGGAUAACUUUUCCAGUAAGAAGUGGAAAAGGGAAGAAAAGGAAAGAUGCAGAUGGGGAAGAUGAAGACACUGAAGAAGCAAAAACCUUAGUUGUUGAACCUCAUGUUAUUCCUAAUAGAGGUCCUUAUCCUUACAACCAACCCAAACGUAAUACAAUUCAGUUCACUCAUACACAGAUAGAGGCCAUCCGUGCUGGAAUGCAGCCUGGGCUGACUAUGGUUGUGGGACCACCAGGUACAGGAAAAACAGAUGUGGCAGUCCAAAUCAUAUCCAAUAUCUAUCACAAUUUCCCAGAGCAGAGGACUCUGAUUGUUACUCAUUCCAAUCAGGCCCUGAACCAGUUGUUUGAGAAAAUCAUGGCUUUAGACAUUGAUGAGCGCCACCUCCUGCGUCUUGGUCAUGGAGAAGAAGAGCUGGAGACAGAGAAAGAUUUCAGUAGAUAUGGAAGAGUUAAUUAUGUCCUAGCUCGAAGAAUAGAACUUUUAGAAGAAGUCAAAAGAUUACAGAAGAGUCUUGGGGUUCCAGGAGAUGCUUCAUAUACUUGUGAAACUGCAGGCUAUUUCUUCUUAUAUCAGGUAAUGUCUCGUUGGGAAGAGUAUAUAAGCAAAGUGAAAAAUAAAGGUAACACAUUGCCAAAUGUUACCGAAGUUUCCACUUUCUUCCCUUUUCAUGAGUACUUUGCAAAUGCCCCUCAACCCAUUUUUAAAGGCCGAUCUUAUGAGGAAGACAUGGAAAUUGCUGAAGGAUGUUUCAGGCAUAUCAAGAAAAUCUUUACUCAGCUCGAGGAAUUCAGAGCCUCUGAACUACUUCGAAGUGGGCUUGACAGAUCUAAAUACCUUUUGGUGAAAGAAGCCAAAAUCAUUGCUAUGACCUGUACUCAUGCAGCCCUAAAACGACAUGAUUUAGUAAAGUUAGGUUUCAAGUAUGACAACAUUUUAAUGGAAGAGGCUGCUCAAAUCCUAGAGAUAGAAACUUUUAUACCUCUUCUUCUACAGAACCCUCAGGAUGGUUUUAGCCGACUAAAACGAUGGAUUAUGAUUGGUGAUCAUCACCAGUUACCUCCAGUCAUUAAGAACAUGGCCUUUCAGAAGUAUUCAAACAUGGAACAAUCUCUGUUCACUCGCUUUGUCCGUGUUGGAGUUCCCACUGUGGACCUUGAUGCCCAGGGGAGGGCCAGAGCAAGCUUAUGCAACCUCUACAACUGGCGAUACAAGAAUCUAGGAAACUUACCCCAUGUGCAGCUUUUGCCAGAGUUUAGUACAGCAAAUGCUGGCUUGCUCUAUGACUUCCAGCUUAUUAAUGUUGAAGAUUUUCAGGGAGUUGGAGAAUCUGAGCCUAAUCCUUACUUUUAUCAGAAUCUUGGAGAGGCAGAAUAUGUAGUGGCACUUUUUAUGUACAUGUGUUUACUUGGUUACCCUGCUGACAAAAUCAGUAUUCUAACCACAUAUAAUGGGCAAAAGCAUCUUAUUCGGGACAUCAUCAACAGACGAUGUGGGAGCAAUCCAUUGAUUGGAAGACCAAAUAAGGUGACAACUGUUGACAGAUUUCAAGGUCAACAGAAUGAUUAUAUUCUUCUCUCUCUAGUACGAACCAGGGCAGUGGGCCAUCUGAGGGAUGUUCGUCGCUUAGUAGUGGCCAUGUCUAGGGCCAGACUUGGACUUUAUAUCUUCGCCAGAGUAUCCCUCUUCCAAAACUGUUUUGAACUAACUCCAGCCUUCAGCCAGCUUACAGCCCGCCCACUUCAUUUGCAUAUCAUUCCAACAGAACCUUUCCCAACCAGUAGAAAGAAUGGAGAAAGACCAUCUCAGGAAGUACAGAUAAUAAAGAAUAUGCCUCAGAUGGCAAAUUUUGUAUACAACAUGUAUAUGCAUUUGAUACAGACCACACAUCAUUAUCAUCAGACUUUAUUACAGCUACCACCUGCUAUGGUAGAAGAAGGUGAGGAAGUUCAAAGUCAGGAUACAGAAUUGGAAACAGAAGAAGAGGCCAUGCCUGCUCCAGCUGACAUCAUGCCUACUCUAAUGGAUGCCAGCUCCAGUCGAGAAACCUCAGCCUCUCAGACUGAACCCACCUCCAAUGAGACUGAGACCACCUCCAAUCAGACAGGAGUCGAUUCCAAUCCAGAAGCCACCCCUGCCGAAUCUAAGAUCACUGCUACUGCGGCAGGACCUGUAGCUACACCAGCAGAGAAUAACACCUCUCCUGAUGCCACAUCUGCCCCUGGAGAAACCAAGUAGCCAAACUGUAGCCCUUCUUAGGGAGGACAUUUCAUUUAUAAAGUCUAGGUAAAGUUACUUUUUGUUUUUUUGUAUAUGCUUCUGCCAUUUUAAUGGUACUAAUUAAUAUUAAGUUGUUUUUGGUAGCUGAUCUCAGUGUUUAUCUUCUUGGAUAUAUUUUUUAAAAUGUGUUUGUAUGAACAACUCCAAUUUUAUUUGUUCAGCCAGAAAGUAAAUAACCAUCUCUUUUAUAUUUUGAUCAUUGAGUGACUAUAUCUGUAAGCAUACCUGCAUUAAAAGAGUUUUCUGGGA